AUGCAAAUAAUGACAAAUAUUUCAAUAUUGUUUAUUAUUUAUUUAAUUAAUAAUUUAUAUGCUGAAUUGGUUAUAAAACCAUCAGAAUCAAUAGUGUUACGUGAUCAAUUUAAAUCAUUUGUUGCUUCAUGCACUGGAUUACCAAACACUCGAGUUGCUACUUGGAGAUCUCCAUUACAAAUUGAUAUUAAAGAAGACGAUACGGCGAGAGUGACAGUCGAACGACAGACAUAUGGAUUACGAUUACGCAUAAGAAAUUUAACACGAAGUGAUCAAGGGAUAUGGGAAUGUUUAGGAUCGGAUCUAGCUGGACGACCAUUAAUACGUACUUUACAAAUUAAUGUUAAAGUUCCAAUAACAUUUUUGGGUGAACCAAUUCAAUAUGCUGAAUUAAAUUCAGCUGUAUUGAUUAAAUGUCGAGUAUUAGCAAAUCCAUCUGCUGAAGUAUCUUGGUUUAAAGGACGUGAUAAAACUCAUUUAGUAUCAUCAAAUUAUGAACGAAGCAAUGAUGGUUUAAAAAUCAAUCGAGUUUCAUUAGCUGAUAAUGAUCUAUUUUGGUGUCAAGCUGAUGUACUUGAAACAGGAGAAUCAAAAGACUAUCCAAUUCAAGUUAUUAUUGCUCAACCUAUAACAUCACCAAGAAUUGUUUGUGCAGCACCGUGUGCUGUUGAAAAACAAGCUGCUACUUUAAUUUGUGAAGCAGGUGGAAUGCCACCGCCAGAAAUUCUUUGGUUUUAUGGACAAGAUGUUCCAAUUGGUACAAAUGUAAUAUCAAAAUUUGUUAUUCGUAGAAAUACUUUAGUUAUUAAUUAUGUUGAUGAAACAGAUAAUGGCCGAUAUUCUUGUCAUGUAUUUAAUGAUUAUGAUCGACGUGGACAACGAGCUGAAUAUAUGCUUAAUGUUAUUGUUCCACCUCGUCUUGCACCUAUUCCUCCAAUAAAAAUUAAUCUUGAUGAAACUGCUCCACCACAACGAGCAGCUUUCACUUGUCGUGUUUUACGUGGUUCAGCAGAAAGUCUUACUUUAGAAUGGGUCCUUAUUGAUGGUAUUCCUGUACAACCAAUCAAUGGUAUAUCGGUUGAUGUUAGUCAAUUAGCAUUGAAUCGUUUUGUUGAAUUACGUUUUGAUCCUGUACGCCGAGAACAUCAUGGAAAUUAUACAUGUUUAGCAAAAAAUCUAGCAGAUAUUACAUCAACUGUUGCUAAUCUUUUUGUUGAAUAUAAACCUGUUUUUAUGGGACCAGAGAAAUCAGUUAUAUUCAGUGUUCCUAACUAUCGCGCCAUUAUGAAAUGUCAAUUUGAUAGUUAUCCUGCUCCAACAAUUCAAUGGAUAAGAAUGCCUCGAAGAAUAAAAGAUCUUGAUAGUGGCCACAUACUUGUACAAGAUAAUGAUCCACAAGUAAUCGAUAUAUUAACUAGACAAAUUGGUC
Rotaria sp. Silwood2 is the source of this 1429-nucleotide messenger RNA. The record is from the annotation of a GenBank genome assembly. NCBI's taxonomy places the organism in Eukaryota, Metazoa, Rotifera, Eurotatoria, Philodinida, Philodinidae.